Aspergillus ruber CBS 135680 is the source of this 604-nucleotide messenger RNA. RefSeq lists its product as uncharacterized. Bases 56 to 604 code for a protein of 182 amino acids. NCBI's taxonomy places the organism in Eukaryota, Fungi, Ascomycota, Eurotiomycetes, Eurotiales, Aspergillaceae. The record is from RefSeq and is a predicted model, not a curated record. The transcript has 2 exons.
UCGUCGCGGAAGGAAAGCCAGGAAAAGCUGUAUUUCUUGCCAGCGAUCUCACAGAAUGUGUGAUGAUGAGCGACCAUGCGGCAUGUGUAUUAGACGAGGAAUGGGUCAUGCAUGCUAUGAUGGGAUUCGGAAGAAGCCCAAGUAUCUUGAAGAAGUGCCUGGCACUACGGUGAUGGAUAUCAGUCCAUCCAUCCACGACAAUAAUGUCCCACAAAUAAUACAACACAAAGAAGAACCUCAACAGCCGCAGUUGUCUAUGGCCUCGAGCGAAUACUCGACAUUUGAGUCUACUAUCCCCGGGAACAUUACCAGCGAGCAAAGUCACUACUGGGGGUUACAAGAAAUGUGCAUACAAUCCUCCCAUGACCCUGUUGGCGAAUACAAGGACGAUGGCUCGAAUAAACCAACUUAUCAGCAGACACUCAUCCCAGAUACCUAUUUGUUGGAUGACCUGACCCGUUGCGAUCUUUUGAAUCAGCAGAAUGCAAAGUUGGAAUUCGCUCCACAAAUUGCAGAGUGCGAUAUGCAUGUUGAAUCCACAUCCAACACAGGUGGCCAGCUUUCAUUUGCCAUUAAGAGUGGCUGGUCCAACACUUUCUUUUAG